CACAGUUGUUUACAACGAUGUCUUGUUGGAAGAUAGCACGUUCCUUUUCGUUGCGAAUUGGUCGUAAACAGCUGAUUUCUUCAUUCAGAGGUAGAUUGGCGAUCAAAAGGAGGUUAAGUUACGUGGUUCUUGGCGAGGGGGAGAGUGUAAGCAACUUUAAAUACAGUGUUUCAUUGUAAUCGAGAAAUCGCCCUGUGUUAUUUCCUUGAUUUUGUAAAUUUUAACUAGAUUUUGUUUCCAAAUGGCAAACGAGAUUUUACUUGUCAGUGGUGUUUUAGUCGGUUGUGUCCAUAUCAUAAUGAAUCCUAGAAACUUCCACAACCGAUAGUUCAAAUACGAUAUCGUAGAUCUCAUAGAGUCUAUACACUAGUCAGUAGCAAAAUUGAAUGUAAAAUGAUGCAGUUUAUAACAAGUCGGAAAAUAUAUUUUUGAGACACUGGUAAUGAGAAGCAUAGGGAGGCAAAUAAAUGGGGGUGAAGCUUCCAACCUUUUGGUACCAAAAAAAGGGUCUGCUGAGUGGUUUCUGCACGUGAUAAUUUUCGAGGAUUUAUUUGUAGUUGGAAAGCACGCAUUUCACAAGGCAAUGCUUUGUUGAAGAUAUGUGUGUUCGAUUGCUGGAACCUUUUUUAAUUCUAUACUAGAAUGGUGUGCCAGUUAAAGCGUGGGUGAAAGGUGUUCCUGUGGAAAAGGAUGCUGCUGACCAGCUUCGCUCUCUGGCCAAAUUGCCAAUAAUCCACUCACAUGUUGCAGCUAUGCCUGACAUGCAUCUUGGGAAGGGAGCAUGUGUGGGAUGUGUGGUGGCUACUGUUGAUGCAAUCAUUCCAGCGGCAGUAGGAGUGGUCAGUACAACUUAUAAAUCAUUUUAAUAUGUUUUCAAUUAAUUGUGAGGAUGGGUAUGGUAAUAUGAUCAAAAAUCUGUUUUGUAACUAGCAGACACAAUAAUCAGGAAGCCAUGUUAAAGAAAUUAUCAAGAGAUGACAUCUAAGGUGAAACAGAUUUCACUAAAACACCCCCUUUUCCCAUCCAGUUACUUGCAGAAACACAGAAAACAAAUUACAACAUUGUAAAGGUGAAGUAGGGGUGAAAGGAAGAAUAUUAAAGAUGAGAUUAGUGUGCUAGAAUAUUGUGAUCUCAGUGACAAUGUGUCAUGAAGGUUCUUUACUUGAGUAGGUUUCUGAAAGAGAAUUGAAGACUUAUAAAUGAUAAAAAUUUACUUACUUCCCAUUUAUUUAGGACAUUGGAUGUGGAAUGAUGGCAGUAAGGACAACAAUAACUGCAGAACAACUGCCAGAUUCACUGAAGAACCUUAGGAGGGCUAUUGAACAGGCUGUACCACAUGGACGAACCCAUCAGGUACCUACAUUAACUCACGAUUUAUCAUUUACUGUUUUAAUCCUUUAUGGGGAGAUUGGAGCAGAAUUGGAGUUGUGUGCUCUAUUUAGGAUUUUCUAUUAGUUCUUCAGUCCCUGCACAAAAACCAACAUUUCAGGUUCCAAUCAUGCCUUGAAAACAGUGGACAAAGAGCUAUCAAUCUACUUUGUUGUUUUUCAUCUUACAUGUGAAAAUAAUUUUUUUUGUACCCUUUACACUGAUUAUAUCCCUGUCUAUAAAAAAAGAAUUUUUUUGGAAGAGCAGUCAGCUCCUUGAGGCAGCCAGAGUCUGGACUAAUUCAACUUGAUCUAGACUCAAGCUUACAAAUCAUAUGACCAGAAGCACCAGUGAAUGGAAUUUUCACUUUUUAUUGGUUUCUGAGGUGUCAGCUACUCAAAUUAGACAAAGAAGUAAAGUGCCUUUGCUGGCCACUAUAUUUUUUUUAAAAUUUAUUUAUUUAUUAUUUUUUUAUGGCUGGCUACUACAGAAUCUGUGGAUAACACUGGAUACAUGUAUUAUUGUUAUUCCAUUGGUUAACCCUUUAGCGCCCAGAUCAAAUUGUCAUUCUCUUUACUGUCAAUCAUACAAUUCUUAUAGUGUUAGUUUAGAGAAUUUAGUAUUGGGUCAACUAAUAACCCCCAAAUUGAAAUUUUUCUUUAUUCGCAUCACCUAUCUGGUUGACAAAUUGUAUUGAUAUUGUAACGAGAAAUUCUCCCUUGGUCACUCAGGGGAGUUAAAGGAUUAAUUCAACUUAACAUUGAAAAAGAAUGGAUUAAGUUUAGGCUUUCUAGUAAGCAAUGUUUUCAAAUUCUUUCUAGGGUGGUAAAGGUGACCUAGGCGCCUGGAAGGCCAGAGAAAUUCCUGACUAUGUGAUGAAUGAGUGGAAUAAACUAAAAAAAGAAUAUGAAUUCAUCUGCAGUCACCAGCCAUUGGCCAAGGCACAGAACACUGUCAAUCAUCUGGGGACUCUAGGAAUGGGAAAUCACUUUAUUGAGGUGAAUUUGUUGUGAGAGGAGACACAUGACUUCUGACUUUACAAACCAAGUCAUAGCAAGGCUACAUCUGUUCCUAAACGAAUUGAGUUUGGCUAUUGUGGCAGUAAAGUGGAAAGCUCUAAAUUCCAUACAUGAGCAGGGGCAUUUGAAAUCUGACAAUAAGCUCAUCAUGGGUUUUUGAUAAAGUAAUGCUUUUGUUUGCCAUGGAAGUUGAAUCUGGAUUAUUUACAAUUCUUGGCCCUGUCUUUAGAUUCUAUCAUGAAUGGUAGUUCCUGAAUUUUUUUUCUUUUUUUGCUUGUUUGUUUGGUUUUACCCUUUUUUUUUUCUAAAAAGUGACAAAGAAAAAUACACUGAUUCUGACACUUUUAUUGUGCCUUAAAGCUCCUAUCCAAAUCCACAACCAUCUUUUUCCAAGUGCAUAUGAGCAACAGAGGAUAACAUCAGGGAGGAUAGAAAAUCUAUCUUCUACUAAGCACCACAUACCUCAGCAACUUAAUCAUGUGUCAGACAUUUCCCCAAUGUUUCCCUCCUUGAAAAAUUAUGUGAACUUGAUUUUGUGAAAAGUGAAUUUUCCUGUUUGUAUCGAAGCUGUACCGUGAAUAUCAACAAUGUGUAUAGUUUCCAGUUACCUAGACUUUAAUUUUCGUUAGGCUUCCAGUUCAGCCCUUCCCGAACGAUGAUUACUGAGUCGUUAAUUCUACCAGUUAUCCGGACCAUAGUGUUGUUCUCCUUCAGAUGUGUCUUGACGAAGAAAACAGGGUGUGGUUUAUGCUGCAUUCAGGGUCACGAGGCCCAGGCAACAGGAUCGGCACAGUUUUUAUUGAACUCGCCAAGAAAGACAUGAUGAAACUGGACAAGCAAAUUAAGGUAUGCUGUUCCAUCCAAAGCCAAUAUGGUAAUUACCCUUUAGAGCUGGGUUAGUUUAGAGGACUAGGAAGCAAGGUUUGAAAUCAUCGAUUUCAAAAAGUACCUUUUUCUCUCUGUCCAUACGAGUACAGAAAUUUUCUAUUUUCAAAAUCUCUCAUUUCAAGAGGAUUUCCAAAAAUGGUCCGUUUUGAACCCCUACUAGCGAUAACUAGCUUUGAACUGGUGGAAGUUGGGACUUAAUACCACAGUUUAUCAGGAAGAUAAGUUAAUUUUUUUUUAAUUACAUAGGUUGAUAGAGAUCUCGCUUACCUCAGAGAGGGAACGAAAAACUUCGACGACUACGUAUUUGCCGUUAAUUGGGCACAAAAAUUUGCUCGGCUGAAUCGUAAUUUAAUGAUGACCAAUGUGCUCAAGGCAGCACAGUCUUGUAACGAUAUGCCGGCCUUCAAUGUGGAUCCGUCCAGCAAGGCUGUCAACUGUCAUCACAACUACGUCAAGGUGGAGACACACUUUGGAAGAGAAGUGUUUCUUACAAGAAAGGGCGCGGUUGGUAACCAUAAUAGCCCAUUAUUUACAUUCCGUAGAAACAAAGUUGUCUUAACCUCCUUUGGAGCUUUUGUUGCAUAAGAAAUUUACUUCAUUAACGAUUUACGAUUACGUAUGGUGAAACCAGAACCAAGGUUAUCAUGCAUAACGGCCAAACAGGGCAAAGGUAAAUAUCCCAAGCAGCCAACGAGAACACAAAGUAAAAAAGGUAACCUGGAUGAAGCGCGGAAAAAUGCGGGUGACCAAGUCGCCAUUGAUUUUAGUUUUUAAUUUGAUUGGCUGAGAAAGAGAAUGGCGCGAAUAUGACAGGCAAAUCAGAGAACGAAGUAAAGCAAAAAAUAUCACAAUUUAGGAUUGUUUUCGGUUCCCAAUUGAAAUUUCUCUACCUAAGUCGAAAUAACGAGGAUCUUAAUAUGCAUUCCUUUACAUUGACUGUUUUUUUCACGGAAUGUUUUUCCUUACAGGUUUCCGCUCGUCAGGGUGAGUUAGGCAUAAUACCAGGGUCCAUGGGCGCGCGGUCGUUCAUUGUCAGAGGCAAGGGAAAUCCUGAGGCUUUUCACAGGUUUGUGUUUUUUUGUGUGUGUUCGUCAUGAAUAACAGCGUCUUUACUUCGAACAACUGAAUUAUUCGCCAUACUGCCACUUAGAGCUGAGUGAGUUCAAGGCAGGUUUCCUUUGCACAUUUCCAAUACUCUUUUCAUAAUGAUUUUAAUAUAACAGUAACAAUAUUUCAGAAAAACAGUAAGUGUAACAUUGGUAUGGAUAAGUGAAAUAAAGACUGAUUUUUUUACAUAGCGCGGUCUCUCAAUUUAUUUAACAUUGCCUUACUAUAUUCACAAUUAAACUAAGGCGUAAAUUUGAAGAAAAAGAUGGAAGAACAACAACAUAGUGAUAAUGACUAUAUUUAUGGUAACAAAUUUUUGAAUACUCCUUUAGCUGUAGCCACGGUGCCGGCCGUGUCAUGUCACGAGCCAAAGCCAAGAAAAUGUUCACAAUUGACGAUCACGUGCAGGCGACACGAGACGUGGAGUGUCGUAAGGAUGCUGACGUGAUUGACGAAACACCAAUGGCUUACAAGGACAUCGAUGACGUCAUGGCAGCACAGAGUGACUUGGUGGAUGUAGUUCACACGCUGAAGCAAGUGGUUUGUGUGAAGGGAUGAUGAACGCUGUGAUACAGUAUGAGCUGUCAGGCACUUUGCACUACUACACUACACGUGACUUGCUGCGGUAGCCUCCUGCGUUAUGCUUCGCAGGUUGUCACACAAUGUUUCCGUUUGAAAGGAAUGCACGAAGAAAGUCUGGAAAGGUGCUGGUCUAAGCCUGUAUUUUACACGUCAUGUAAUUCUAGUGGUUUGUCAACGUUUAAAUGCAGGCCUCAGAAAAUUUCGUGCGAAGGUUACUAGUAUAUGGUAGGAACGGGACAGAACAUACGCUUUGGAACAUUCACUCAUUGAGAAAGGAAGCUAGUCGGAAAAUUCUGAUGCUAAGCAUUUUAAUAUCAAGUGUAUGUAACGCCAAGUUUAACGCUCGCUUUAGUUAGAAGACGAACACAACUAUCAAGUGAAUUCCUAGGCUAUCGGAAUUGAAUAACAAAUUUGCGACAGGCCGUCCUAUUGGUGAAUAAAUUUUAGUCAAGUCUGUAAACCUAAAGUAAAGUCGCUUAUUGUGAGAACUGAAUUACAUAAAUGUAACACGAUCUAAAGCCCGGUUCAGACGUCGCACUUCGGCCGCGCCGAAUCGAAUUCAACGAUAGGCGACCUAAUUUAGUUAAUCCUGGCUGAAUUGAUUUAGGCCCAGUUCAGACGCCGUACUUCCGCCGAGCUGAAUAAAAUUCAACGAAUUAAGUUCAUGCGAAGUACGGCGUCUGAAUCAAUUCGGAAUGGCUGAUUUAAUUUAGAUUGGAUCAGUCAGUUAAUCCUGCCCGGCUCAGCCGGGAAGAAAGGCUGUAGGCCGGUUUUGAUUCGGACGCCGUACUUCAACUGAGCCGAACCAAAUGCAAAAAAUUAUUUUAAUGUAUUUUUCAUGCUGUUUUUACUCGAGAGCAUGUGCAAAGUAUUGUUUUGCAGGAAAAAAAUGUCCGCUUGGCGGGUCAAACUAGACGAAGUGUCAAUCGACUCAUUUUUGGUAUUUUGCGCAUCUUUUUACGAAAUUGCUUUUCUCAAGGUAGGAGACAUUUUCUGUAGUUUGGCGUUAAUUCUAGUUUGGAGUGAAAGCGGUCGCGGCUGGCGACCAUCGAGUUGCA
Messenger RNA from Pocillopora meandrina, 6022 nucleotides. The record is from the annotation of a GenBank genome assembly. Lineage: Eukaryota; Metazoa; Cnidaria; Anthozoa; Scleractinia; Pocilloporidae.